UUCACCUUCUUUUUUUUAUUGCAUGUCUUCAUGAGAAGAUUAAGCUGUAUAGUGAAACUGCUCAAGCACAUCCACUCUGCUAAGACGACUGAUGUGCCACAGAUCUUCCCUUUAAUCGACUUGCUAAUUAACAUCUCUUGCUAACAAGCUCUUUGGACGAGGGCAACCGAUACAGAGCCUUCUCAUCCGUGUUAUUAUGUAACUUGUCCAUCGAGUUGCAACUGGUUUAAAAUUACUUAAAAAUAUAGUAAAUUCAGUGUGACCCUUUGCUGGUUCCAGACCUCUGACAUGGCCCUUGCAUCUCUGAUUUUAAAUGGCUAUCCACUCUGUUUAUCACGCUAAUACCAGCCAGCUCAGUGAAACUCAAUGGACCCGCUGAGCCAGCAAAUUAGAAAAUAAGCAUUUACUGUAACUCCUCAUUUACCUUUAGAGGCCUUAUUUGCAGCUGAAUCUAACAAAUUUCGCAUUUUAUUCUCAAUGUAGUGUGGUCAGAAUUAGGUGGUACAAAAAUACAUAUCAGAUCACCUCUUGUGAGACAUUUAGGAACGUAAACAUGCAGGAGCUGUAAAUGGAUUCCCCCACUAAUCUGACAUACCAGAGCCACAACUUACUAACUCCAUUUAGUGCCACUUAUUGAGUAAAUGAGGGUAACGUGAAUGGAAGUUAUCUAACUUGAAGAAGAAGAAACUGACAGGCAAAAAAAUGGCAGAAAGCAAUUCAGAGAGCUUAAUAACUGAACUGACACAUUAUUAAAAAAAAAUUACAAAAACACAUUCUGACACCACAAUCGAAGGAAUAAAUGCAUAAUUCCAGCUUUUUGCCUUAUUAGGAGUAUUUUUGCUUCUUCAGUUACACUGUAAUUGCUGUAUCGUAACACUGUUGUUAUAGUAUUAUGAUAAUAUGGUAUCAUGAGCUAACCUGUGAUUCCAACCUCUAUUCAGAAUACAGGAUGGCACACACAGUGAUCACGAUAUCGAGAGAAGUUAAAAGCUCCCCUGUUUCAUUUUACUCUUCAAGUGUGUUCUUUUUAAACAAACUAAAAUGAAUAAUUCACUUUAUCAAAUUUGUAAUAUAUAAGAAGGACAGCUUAGAUCAUUCUUUCUGAUCGGUUGGUCAGAACAUGCAAAAGGACUGGAAGAGAAAUCAGGAGAUAAUUACUGCAUAUGAAAAUGUUUCUAAUACACAAAAUGGCUUAUUGCUGGACUUUGGUUACAUCUUCGUGCCUGUAAAGCAAAUCAUUUCAACUGCUCAUGACUUACAAAUUCAUGCAGCCUGCAGGGAUGUGUCACAAGUCAGUAAACAAUAUUAUAUUUAGACAUUCAUGAAGGUAAAAUAGAUGCACUGACUUCAACAUUGUACAGUUGAAAGAUGGAACAAACAUGGUCUGUAGACUGAGACAACACGAGUUGGUCUCUGCAACUUUAAUACAAACAUGACAGUGGAAACUUUGCCAAAACAACAUAACAAAAUAUUUAAUUCACAAAGCUGUGACAUAAUAAAUUCAUGUUCUGUGUGAUAUCCUUGGAUGUGUCUGCGCUAGUGCUGGGCGAUAUGACGAUACAUAUCGUGGGAACGAUAGAAAAGUGUCUAUCGUGCCAUUUCUCUUCUAUCGUUUGUAUCGUUUCUAACCUGAUUUUAUCAAUUAUUACAGCAACUAUAUCAUUAAAUAGCCUGCGACGAUUGUAUUAGUGUUUUCUUGUCAUUAUGCAUACUCUAAGUUUAUAUAAGUGAAAAUAAAGAAGAAUAAAAAAGCGACUUUUCGCAAAGAAACUCCGUCUUGUGGUUUUGCGACAUGACGCUGCUUUACGUUACUUAACUCAUGAGUGCUGAAUGAUGGACGCGCAACAGGUUGAAUGCUUAUGGCCGGAGUCGCAACAGACAGAGACAGCUACGCAGGCAGCCCAAGAAGAAACACUAUUACCGAAAAGAGGGGGUACGUCUGUGAUUUGGGUACAUUUUGGGUUCAAGACGUCCGACACGGAGCAGAAGACGGCCAUAUGCAAACUAUGCUACAAGACUAUUCCCGUGCCCGAUGCCAACACAACAAACCUCUUCUAUCACCUAAAGAAGGUCCACGAAAAAGAAUACAUAAAAAUCCAAAAAAUCCGAGCUAAACCAAGUUGUGGAACAGUGGGGGCAAGUUGCGAAAAGAAAAACUAUAGCCAGCCGAAGAUAAAGCAGUCUUUCGCACAAGGCACGCCGUAUGAGAAAAGCGCCAUAAACAAAUCACGUGCCAUCUCGCGUUACAUUUGUAAAGGCAUGGCUCCCAUGUAUGUAGUUGAGAAGGACAGCUUUCGAGACCUCGUCAAAGUCCUUGAUCCAAGGUACGUUAUGCGUGGUCGUAAGCACUUCAGUAAAGUUGAGUUGCCUCGCUUAUAUGACGCAUGCCAGGCCAAAGUAGAGAAGGAUGUUUGCAGUGUGGUGCAUUAUGCCUUGACUACUGACCCGUGGACGAGCAGAGCUACGCAGCCCUACAUGAGCGUAACCAUCCAUUUCAUCAGCAAAGACUGGACCCUCUGCGCUCGCUGUUUACAGACUGCAUACUUUCCAGAUGACCACACAGGAGUCAUGUUAGCCCAAGGUCUGAGAGAUACACUGGAGUCAUGGGGAUUGCAAGAAUGCCACCUUGUCUGUGUCACCACGGAUAACGCCACUAACAACAUCUCUGCAAUGGAACUGAAUGAGUGGGAACGGCUACAAUGCUUUGGUCACCGUCUACAGCUAGCCAUUGAGAACGCUCUAAAAGCUCUUACACCAGCAUCUACAAAGCAGGCUAUGGAACGAGCAGUUGGAGUGUGUAAAAAGGUGGUGAGUGCCUUCUCCACCUCAUGGAAGAGAAAACGUGACUUGGCCAAGGCGCAAGCAGUGCUGGGCUUGCCUCCCCAUCAGCUCAUCACUGAAACCCCCACAAGAUGGGGCUCACGGCAGAGGAUGAUAGAGAGGUUCCUAGAGCAGGAGAAAGCUCUUUCACAGGUCGUCCUUGCAGAUAAGAAGACAUCUGAUGCCAAGCUGGCAAGACAUGGCAUUGCUAGAGUCCUUGAACAAGGCACUGGGUCCACUGUUCGAGUUUACUGAUGCUUUGUCGUGGGAGAGGUAUGUCAGCGUAUCUUUUCUGAAGCCAGUACUGCACCUCUUCAACAACGAAAUCCUCGGCUGGAAGGAUGGGGAAACAGAGCUCACAAAAGCAGUCAAAGAGGGUAUCCUCAAGUACCUCAAUGAAAAAUAUGAUGACCAUACCACCAACAACCUCCUAGACAUGGCGACACUUGUUGACCCAUGUUUUAAGACAGCCUACAUGAAGGAAGAGAGGGUGGAGUUCAUAAAGAUGAGAGCUGCAGCGGAGCUGGUGGACAUGGUGGGAGCCACGCCACCAGAAAGUGCACAAACAGCAGCAGCCUCCAGUUCACCCCCAGCUGCUGAAGAUGAUCCAGAGCUUCCUCAUCCCACAAAGAAAACAAAGAAAAGUUUAGGUAGCUACUUCAAAAAGGCAGGUCAAGCCACCACCCACACCCAGCCAAGCAGAGCAUCCAUUGAACUGGAGCUCUCCAUGUAUUUUCAGGCACCUGGGCCUGACUCAGAGACCGACCCACUGGAAUGGUGGAAGCAGCAUGAGAUGAACUUCCCAUUGGUGGCCAGGCUCGCCAAAAAGUACUUGUGCAUUCCUGCUACUAGUUCUUCAUCUGAAAGGGCCUUCAGUGCGAGUGGGAACAUCAUCACAUGUAAGAGGUCAUGUCUUAAGCCAAACGCAGUUGAUCAACUUGUCUUCCUUGUACUCAACCUAUAAAUUUGACAGAAACAUAUCUACUUCUACAAAGUAGCCUUUUAUGUUUGCACUUUUAUUCAUGGUUAAUGCCUUAAACAGAGUUCUGUUCAACCUUGAUGUUUACUUUUGACACCUGAUAUUGGUUUGCAAACUUUGCACUACAAGGUUACAGAUUUCAGAAAGUUGAAAAAUAAUUUUUGUUUAUUUUUUAUAGCUGAACUUUUGUGCAAAAAUGUAUUUUUCUUCUCAGAAACUUGAAACUGUUGUGCACUUUAAAAAAAUGUUAAAAAUAGAGUUUAUUUUGACAAUUCGGGUUAAAUAACUGUAUGAUUUCGAAAAAAAUGUGAAGGCUACUGUACCUCCGCCACAGCUGUUUUCAUUUGAUACAUUUAUAUUGCUGCACUAAAAUGUAUGUUUCUCAUUUGUGACAGUUCAGUUAAAUGUCACUUCAAAAUAAAGUUGGAGAAAAGUAAGCAAUGAAA
This is a messenger RNA of Amphiprion ocellaris (clown anemonefish), 4245 nucleotides long. Its product is annotated as E3 SUMO-protein ligase ZBED1-like. The transcript is spliced from 4 exons. Lineage: Eukaryota; Metazoa; Chordata; Actinopteri; Pomacentridae. The record is from RefSeq and is a predicted model, not a curated record. Gene Ontology annotation, molecular function: DNA binding. The coding region runs from base 1831 to 3075 and encodes 414 amino acids.